UUUUCAAACAAUAUUCCAUUUUUUUUUUUUGCCCUUUACAUAUAAAAUUAUGGACGGUAUUGACGGUAUUGAAGUUAAAUAUAAUGAAAAAUAUGGAAAUGGUUUAUACGCUACACGCGAUUUUGAAAAAGGCGAAAUUGUAUUAUCGGAAAAACCUUUUAUAGUUGUACACCCAUUAUCUUCGAAACGUGAUCGUGCAUUCUCAUGUACAUUUGAUAUAGAUUUGAGUGUAUUCUCAAAAUUCAAAACAUUUUUUGAUGCUUCUCCAGAGAUUCAAAAUGCCAUAUUAAAUAAUUUUUAUCUUCCCCCUCAAGAUCAACUUGAGUCAGCAUGGUCUAUUAUUGGUUCAACAUAUGUUGACAAGAUUAUCAAAACUUGUAUAAACCGAGUUGAAGCUUGGGCAGACAUACCUGAAGAAACUUUCCGUAAGGUCUUCAUGAUAUUCACUUUGAAUUCUCAUUCUUUCGAUUUUGAUGGUUCAGCCAUUUUCGUAUUUGGCAGUAAAAUGAAUCACUCUUGCGAAGCAAAUACUUUUUAUCAGUCUAUUGACGGACUUGGUGUUCAUACAGCUGUCAAAAGAAUAUCGAAGGGUGAACAGAUUACUACAGAUUAUCUUGGUAAAGAUAGUAUCCUCUCAAGAGGAGCGAGACACAGGAUUCUUCAACGCGCUAAGUUGUUCACAUGUGAAUGUCCAAGAUGUACCGAAAGGAUGGAUGUAUCACGUGGUUUACCUUGUCCAAAUUGUAAUAUUUGUAAAAAUCAUAGAAGAAUGAAUGGUGGAUAUAUAUAUCGGUAUCCAAUUUUGUCUACAAAUGAAAACAAAGCAUCAACGGCACAGAAUUAUUGGCUUUGCGAUAUGUGUAAUUCACGUUUUGAAGAUAACAGCCCAAGACUUCAUGGAUUGUUUGUAAGAGAAACAGAAUUAGAAAAUCAAAUUAUUGCUCUAGAAGAAAAAUUAAACAUUCUCCCAUUUAUAGAUCAUUCUCAAUUAAUUGAACUCUACAAUGCUUGCAUAUCUCACAUUGGUACUCGUCAUUGGACUUAUAUCAUUAUUCUAAAGAUUCUUAUCCUUUUCGAUGCAUCUAAUGGUAUAUUCCAGUCCAAGAAUGCUAUAAUUCAAAACCUCGAUCAAAUUUUGAACUGGUAUGAAAAAUACGGGUUUGACACUCAAAGAUAUCUGAGCGUUUUUGUGUUGAGAGUAGCUAAUGUAUUGAUUCAUGCUGGCGAAUAUGCUAACGGGCUGUAUUUCCUUGAACGUGUCUUUGAGGAUUUUGAAUAUGAAAGCACAUUCGUUCAAGAUUAUAAGGAUGCUUCAGAUCUUAUGGCUAAAUGUCGUUCUGUUUUAGAACAGACGUCAUCAUUACAGGAUAAUGUAGUUUCAAAUCAAAUACACAUGGAUCCACUCAAAAUCGUAUAGUUUUAAAUGAGUGGGUAACAAAGGACUUUUAGAUUUUAGAUUUAGACUUUCCAUAAAUUCUUCAUUAUUAUUGGUGAAUGCUGGUUAAUUUCACGCUUUUUUCCACUUUGUAAUAUAUUUUGUUUAUAGUUGUGUACUUUUUAAAUAAAUAAAAGAUUAAUUAAACUUUUUUGUAAUUUGUUAUUGAGGCAAUAUUUUU
Molecule: messenger RNA, 1616 nt
Organism: Rhizophagus irregularis DAOM 181602=DAOM 197198
Lineage: Eukaryota; Fungi; Glomeromycota; Glomeromycetes; Glomerales; Glomeraceae
Biological process (GO): negative regulation of gene expression, epigenetic
Molecular function (GO): histone H4K20 methyltransferase activity; protein binding
Source: RefSeq, a predicted model, not a curated record